GCCUGUAGAGGUACAAUUGUUAAGUUGCGACGCGAUGUAGUUGCAGGGCAUGGAGACGGGUGCGGGGCAGGGCGUGGGCGGCGCGGGCGGCGCAGUCGGCGCGGCAGGCGCGGGCGAGUCGGCCCUUGGGGACGGCGCGGCGGAGGCGGCGGACACACGCCCUGUUGCCAACCACCUCGUUAUCCUCUUACAGAUGAGACGGCGUUAAAAUGCAUAGUGAGACAAUAUGCCGUUAACUAUGACAGAAUUUUCAGGUUUCCUCGGCGCGCCGGUGUACGACCUGAAGCAGGUCGGAGACGUGUACACAGGGCCGGGCGCCAAGGGCUCCACUCUGCCGGCGAUCCUGGGCGGCUCCCUGCCGCGGCUCGGCUCGGAGCAGGCGGACGCGGUGGCGCGCGCCAAGAAGUACGCCAUGGAGCAGAGCAUCAAGAUGGUGCUCAUGAAGCAGACGCUGGCGCAUCAGCAGCAGCAGAUGGCCUCGCAGCGCACGCAGGUGCAGCGCCAGCAAGCGCUCGCGCUCAUGUGCAGGCGAGUCCUCUCCUUCACCUCGAAGUCACUUGUCUUUCUCUAUGCUUCUAAAUGCAAAGCGAGAACACUCCGCACCCGCGACGUCGCGCAAGCGAAACGUUUUCGUUUGUGCGAUUCCGAUUCAUGUCGCUGCAUCUUCUGAGAUAAAUAGCCGUAACAGUUAUAUUCUAAAUGAGCAUUGACCGUUAAAAUCCGUCCUGCAAUUUGCCGAGUCGAGGGACGUAACUGACGCUUUCACAUACUAUAUGGAUAUAGAUCAUAGAUUAUUUCAUAAACACCAUAGCAACCUUUUAGCAUGACCAUACCCAUAUAUAUCAUCAACAUCAACCCAUAUGAUGAGAGCGAUACCUGGAGAUUCCCCGUCAAGGGUCGAGUCGAUGAGUCAGACAGCUGAAAAGAUCUG
Molecule: messenger RNA, 931 nt
Organism: Zerene cesonia (dogface butterfly)
Lineage: Eukaryota; Metazoa; Arthropoda; Insecta; Lepidoptera; Pieridae
Product: poly(U)-binding-splicing factor half pint-like
Exons: 4
Coding region: 227-670 (147 amino acids)
Biological process (GO): mRNA splice site recognition; alternative mRNA splicing, via spliceosome; regulation of alternative mRNA splicing, via spliceosome
Cellular component (GO): precatalytic spliceosome; catalytic step 2 spliceosome
Molecular function (GO): RNA binding
Source: RefSeq, a predicted model, not a curated record